Molecule: messenger RNA, 2445 nt
Organism: Panicum virgatum (switchgrass)
Lineage: Eukaryota; Viridiplantae; Streptophyta; Magnoliopsida; Poales; Poaceae
Product: sugar transport protein MST1-like
Exons: 2
Coding region: 227-2239 (670 amino acids)
Biological process (GO): monosaccharide transmembrane transport
Cellular component (GO): membrane
Molecular function (GO): monosaccharide transmembrane transporter activity
Source: RefSeq, a predicted model, not a curated record
ACCUGCCUAUUUGCACCAUCCUGGACGGACGAUCGAUGCAUUCUCGCCCCGCAAAGAAACAAGACAAAAUAAUGAUCUCAUUGAUGCGCCGAGUACCGAGUAGCGUACCGAGCAGAGUGCCCCUACGUACGACGUCCGUUCCUGCUCCGUGCCUUGUAUCCAUAAUCCAUCAGGCCAUUCAUUGCCGCGCUCCACGCGGUGCUCCGGAAGGGCAAAAGAAUCUCCCAUGACUGCACAGAGCCGGCGCGGCGCGGAGCUGGGGCUUGCGGCCUGCGGCGAGCCUCGUGCCAGCGGGGGACCCGUGCCGUGGCCCGUGCCUGCCUAUAUAAACGCGCAGCUCCUCUUGCCUCUUGGCUUCCGGCUAAUUAAUCGCCACCUCGCCACAGCCCACAGACCGCAGGCCACACCACCAGCUCUCGCGCUGCGCGAUAGCACUUGCCGGCCCGGAGCAGGGAGCGCCUGCGCCGGACCUCGGAUGGCCGAAGGCGGGCUCGCCGCGGCGGCGGAGGGCGGCGGCCGCGCGCGCGAAGACUACGGCGGCGGCGUGACGGUCCCCGUCGCGGUCACCUGCCUCAUGGCCGCCUCCUGCGGCCUCAUCUUCGGCUACGACAUUGGCGUCUCAGGUGGUGUGACGCAAAUGGAGUCGUUCCUGCGGAAAUUCUUCCCGGAGGUGUCGAGCCGGAUGAGGAGCGCCGCCGGCGCCGGGCACGACGCCUACUGCAGGUACGACGACCAGCUGCUCACGGCCUUCACCUCGUCGCUGUACAUCGCCGCCAUGCUCUCGUCGCUGGUAGCGAGCCGCGUCACGAGGACGGCGGGCCGCCAGGCCGUCAUGCUGGCCGGCGGCGUGCUGUUCCUCGCGGGCUCGGCGAUCAACGCCGGCGCCGCCAACGUCGCCAUGCUCAUCGUCGGCCGGAUGCUGCUCGGCUUCGGCGUCGGCUUCACCACACAGGUCGGUGCAGCUAGAAAAGAGCCCACACUACAGAGGCCCAGUAACAUCUUGGCCCAGUAUGUAAACAGAGCCCACCGCACCUUGGGUAUGUCUGCUGCUACAGGCUGCACCUUUGUACCUCGCCGAGACGUCGCCGGCGCGGUGGCGCGGCGCGUUCACCACGGCGUACCACAUCUUCCUCGUGCUGGGAUCGCUGGCCGCCACCGUCACCAACUACCUCACCAACCGCAUCCCCGGGUGGGGCUGGCGCGUGUCGCUCGGCCUCGCCGCCGUGCCCGCGGCCGCCGUCGUCCUGGGCGCCCUGCUCGUCCCGGACACCCCCAGCAGCCUGGUCCUGCGCGGCGAGGCCGACGCGGCGCGCGCCUCGCUGCAGCGCCUCCGCGGCCCGGGCGCGGACACCGAGGCCGAGUUCAAGGGCAUCGUCCGCGCCGUCGAGGAGGCCCGCCGGAACGACGAGGGCGCGUACGCGAGGCUGCGCGGCGCGGGGUACCGGCACUACCUGGUGAUGGUGGUGGCCAUCCCCUCCUUCUUCGACCUCACCGGCGUGAUUGCCCUGACCGUCUUCUCGCCGGUGCUGUUCCGGACGGUCGGGUUCAGCAGCCAGAGGGCCAUCCUCGGGUCCGUGAUCCUCAGCCUCGUGAACUUGACCGCGUCGUUCCUGUCCUCCGUCGCCAUGGACCGAGCCGGCCGCAGGUUCUUGUUCCUCACCGGCGGCGCAGCGAUGAUCGUUUGCCAGGUAUAAUCCGGAUAUCGCCAGCACUACCUACGCUGAUAAUGUCUAGAUCCAUGUUCUUAAUCGCCUCCCUGCUGCUUCCACUCGACAACGCAACGAAGCUGGCGAUGGCGUGGAUCCUGGCGGGCCAUCUCGGGAAGCAGGGCGCGGCGGCCAUGCCGCGCGGCUACGCGCUGGCCGUGCUGAUGCUCAUGUGCCUGUACACGCUGAGCUUCGGCGUGUCGUGGGGCCCGCUCAAGUGGGUGGUGCCCAGCGAGAUCUACCCCGUGGAGAUCCGGUCGGCGGGGCAGGCCCUGACGGUGUCCAUCGCGCUCUGCCUCUCCUUCGCGCAGACGCAGGUGUUCGUCUCCCUGCUCUGCGCCAUGAGGUACGCCAUCUUCCUGUUCUACGCCGGCUGGGUCGUGGUGAUGACGGCCUUCGUCGCCGCGUUCCUGCCGGAGACCAAGGGCGUGCCGCUGGAGGCCAUGCCCGCCGUCUGGGCGCGCCACUGGUACUGGAGGAGGUUCGUCGUCGUCGGGGACGCCAAGCUGGAGGCGCAGGUGAACUGCCUGUAGGAGAGACGAAUGAAUGCGACCGAUCGAAUAACAGAACAUGUCCGUGGGCUAAAAUUCUAAAGUGGUCGCUGCGUCCAUCCAACAUGUAGUUCCUUAAUUCUCUAGUGUAGCUUGACUGCUUGAUGUAUGCAGUACUCUGGUAAAGCCUGAUGUUUCUGUAGCGUUGAUCGCUGCUCGUAGUCAUUGUCAAUUGUGACUUGCCACCA